Lichtheimia ornata is the source of this 777-nucleotide messenger RNA. RefSeq lists its product as uncharacterized. The transcript has 4 exons. The record is from RefSeq and is a predicted model, not a curated record. The coding region runs from base 1 to 777 and encodes 258 amino acids. Gene Ontology annotation, cellular component: plasma membrane; endoplasmic reticulum membrane. Gene Ontology annotation, molecular function: FFAT motif binding. Lineage: Eukaryota; Fungi; Mucoromycota; Mucoromycetes; Mucorales; Lichtheimiaceae. Gene Ontology annotation, biological process: endoplasmic reticulum membrane organization.
AUGUCACUGCAAGUGGAGCCUUCCCAUCUACUCUCAUUUGAACGACCAUUGACACGCAUGGUGAAGAACCACCUUUCGCUCGAAAACACCGGUUCCGAGCCUAUCAUAUUCAAAGUCAAGACAACAGCACCCAAGCUUUAUUGUGUACGUCCCAAUGUUGGUCGCGUGGAGCCUCAUUCAAAAGUUCAAGUAGAAGUCUAUCUCCAAGCGUUCAAGGAAGAACCCCCUCUUGAGAAGCCAUGCAAAGACAAGUUUCUUAUCCUCAGUGCGACCGUCGACGCAGCGGAUGCUAUGACUGAUUUGCAUGCAACGUGGAGUCGUAUUGAAUCAACGGAAAAAUCACGCAUUAAUCAGACCAAGUUGAGAUGUGAAUAUCGACAACCGAAUAACACAUUACCACCAUCACAAGAACAACAACAACAAGAGGCAGAGGAGAAUAUGGAUGUAUCAACGAUCACUGCGAAUGAAUCAUCACUGUUAUCCGUGGCAGCAGCAGCACCAGCUGAGGAAAAGAAUGAGGCAUUGGAACAAGCAAGGAAACAAUUGAAGGAAAUGCAACAAAAACUUGACGCAUACCAAGGAGAGAUUUCCCAUCUUCGACAACGUAACAUCAACAAGAACAACGACGAAUCUCCUACCACCACCACUUUUGUUAAAGAAACACGUAUCGAAUCGACAGGCUAUCCUCCAUACAUCGUUGCCUUGGUUGCUCUCGUCGCUUUUGUUUUUGCUUGGGUGCUUCUUUCCCUCUCCUCCUCCUCCUCAUCAUCAUCCUGA